Messenger RNA from Acanthochromis polyacanthus (spiny chromis), 4358 nucleotides. RefSeq names its product NEDD4 binding protein 3 (gene n4bp3). The coding region runs from base 311 to 2278 and encodes 655 amino acids. The transcript is spliced from 10 exons. Lineage: Eukaryota; Metazoa; Chordata; Actinopteri; Pomacentridae. The record is from RefSeq and is a predicted model, not a curated record. Gene Ontology annotation, cellular component: cytoplasmic vesicle.
AAGUGUGUCAGUGCGGUUAUCAGGGGACAGGCGCAUGUUUCCCUGCAUCUCGUGUUUCCUCCUUCUCUCCGCUGUUCAAACCUGUGAGAGGGAAACCGCUCGGUCCCACUCCGCUCCGCUCCGCGCUCCACGCCGCCUGUAGCCUCGCCACUGUCCGCUCCGGUCCUGGAGAAAACAGCCGCGUUAACGCAGUUUGUUUCUUUACGUAACCAGCGAGACCCAAAACUGCAGCAGAGUGCCAGUGCUGGUCCGAGAGAUGUCCUGCAUGCACAACAUGAGCACCUCGCCGCCCCACAGAGCAGAGUGAUCAAUGGCAACCUCAGUCCAGACUCUUCCUCUGACCCGUAGCCCCAACAAAAACUUCCGCGGCCCCUUCCCGGCCCCGCCCCUCUCCCCGCGUUGCGCCAUGGGAAGCGUAGGCAGUCUGGUGGAGAGGCCCGACGUGUCCCCGACCAAAGCCAGCCGAGCGGUUCCCCAGGUGAGACCCAAACAGAGCAACGGCCUCCUGAAGAAAGGCUUGACCCAGAGAGAGCUGCUCAACUACCUCAACAUCACCAGAAAAGAGCCUAAAGCAAGUCCAAGCAGCGACGGCAAGAAGGACAUUAUCACUGGCCUGAGCUCUGCCAGUGGCCGUGAAGAGGACAACGUUUAUGCCAAAGUCUACCAUAAAGACGGCACUGAAGUAGAUUUGACAAAGAACUCGCUGCCAAGUGGGGGCAAGUAUGAAAAGGCUCGUUUCAGGUCUUCAGCCUUCAAACCUGUCACCCCCAAAAACUUCAGCUCCAUGCAAAACCUCUAUCCGUCUUCCAAGUCAGAGGAUAUGGAUCAUGGCCUUUCUAACGGGCUGCACAGAGCCUAUGCUCAUGUUCCCAAAGCCGUUUCCACCUCCUCUUCUUCUUCCUCGCCCUCCCGACAUGGAGGACCAACGUCAAACGGUAACAAGGCUCUCUCCUCGGUGCGUGGGAUCAGCCAGGAGGACGAUAACCUGUCAGACUCGGGUCAUAACUCCAUGAGCAGCCUGCCGCCGUACCGGCCUCCAUUCCGCCCACACCUGGCUCACAUCAGUGCAUCCAUGGGCCACAUCAACACCAUCGGCUCCCUGGACCGCACCGCUCUGGGCCUGAAGGCCGUGGGGUCGGGGGGCGUCGCUAUAGGGGAGAUAGCGUGCCGAAGCAUGGCCACUCUGACCCGUCUGACUCCAUAUGGAGGAGAAGCUCCACCUCCUUAUGAAUGGACGCUGUCCCUCUCUGUGGAGGAAGUGGUGCGGGAUCUGGAGGAGCGCCUGGUGGAGAAAGAACACGAGCUCAAACAGAUGAAAAGGAACCUGGAUGAGAGUGAGGGCGCCAUCGCUCAGGUGUUCGAAGGGAAACAGCGUCUGUGGGAGCAGGAGGUGGAGGAGCUGAAGCGCCUGUAUGCCGCUAAGCUGAGGCAAGUUUCCCAGCAUGCCCAGCGGUCCCAACACAACUUGCAGUUGCAGCUGUUUAAGGUGCAGCAGGAGAAGAGCCGACUGCAAGAGGAGCUGGACAGCCUGAAAAGGGAAAUGAGUCAAGAGGCUGGAGCCAUGCCAAAGAGAACCAGUCCGACCCUGGAGGAGACGCAGUGGGAGGUUUGCCAGAAGUCAGGGGAGAUCUCUUUGUUGAAACAGCAGCUGAGGGACUCCCAGGCAGAGGUGACCCAGAAGCUGAGUGAGAUCUUCCAGCUGAAGACACAGCUCAGGGAAACCCGGACGGAGCUGCGCAGCAAAGAGGGCCAGAUAGAUGCCCUGAAGCUCGUCCUGCAGGGCACACAACGUCGCAGAUGUUCUCCUCAAACUGCACACGAAGAUGGAAAAGGAGCCGAAGAGAAUCCAUCAGGAGGGACAACAGGAGGUUGCGGGGGCUCCACAGAGGAGCGUCUCCGUGCAGAGCUGCUCCUGGAGCGGCGCCAGAGCGAGGCCCAGGCCAUGGCUUUUGAGGAAGAGAGGCACACAUGGCAGACAGAGAAGGACAAGGUCAUCCGCUACCAGAAGGAACUGCAGGCCAGCUACUUGGAGAUGUACCACCGCAGUGAAGCGCUCGAGAGGGAACUGCACCAGCUGAGGACGAGCAUGGAGCGAGGAGGAGUUGGAGGAGCAGCAUCAGCAGGAGGAGGAGGAGGAGGAGGAGGAGGAGGAAGCAGAACUGGGACGUUGGAACGAGAAGUGCCAGAGCUGAGGGGUGAGAGAGCAGCUGAAGAAGAGGAAGACACACAUUCGUCUGGUUUGCCGUGGAUAGACAGGAUUGAAUCAUCUGAAAUUUGAAUGUGACAGACUCUUUUGCAAUGCAAACUGUUUUCCUCCUGUACUGUGGCAUCUACGGAAGACCAGGUCUGCCAGGAAAUGAAAGAAUACAUGUAGUGCACCUUAAAAUGAUAAGAUAGUGUGUCAAAAUUAUGAGAUAAUAAGCAAAGACUUACAAUUUAUUCAACAGUAAGUGAAAAGAUUGCCUUCCUACGUCAACGUUAUGGAGAAAAAACUCACAAGUUAGUUACUAAGUCCAGAUUAUCAAACUGGAAAUCAAAUUCUUCACUUAAUAUGACGAAAGUAUGAGAUGGAAAAUUUGACCCCCAAAAAAUGAGAUGGUAAGUCUCAAAGAACAGCAAGUUUAAAAGGCUUUUUCUUACAAAAAAAUCUGGAAAGUAACAGCAUUUAUCUGAGCCAUAAACGAUAAAAACAGUAAGAAACGUCUGAUUUUCAGCUUUAAGAUGGUCUAGGGUUAGGUUAUUAAAAGUAAUCAUACUGACUUUGUGUGAAAAUAAACUCAAUCAAAGGGUGAAAUUGUGAUACGUCUUCAAAAUCAUUUUAUUCUACGUGUGUCACUUAAAAACUGGCCAAAAAUAAAAUAGUUUGCAUCAUCCAGAUUCUGUAAAAAAAACCACAGUAUUUUGUGCAACACAGAAGCCAUGAUUCACUUAGUGGUGACCAACUGCAGGCCGUAUUUACACAGAGCAACUACAAGACAAUUAUGAAGCAAAUGUAAAGCGUAGGCCGUAAAAUAUCUGAAUUAACAAGAGGGACCUCAACCUUUUUUCCACUAUUGGUGACGCCUGUGGUUACUUUGAAAAAUAUUGUGCCAUUUGUAUUGUAUUUCUUUCAAUUUUUGUAAAAUAAUCAAACAAAUAUUCAUCUUUUCUUUUUUAUAAUUUAUGGCAAUAGAACUUUUAUAUGCUGCACAGAAGGCGUGCUUGAGCUCUGUCCACUUUAGCUGUGGUGGUGCUGUUUCUGCAGAGGUGCAGGACUUCAUACUGCAAUGACAAAUGAGCCUACAAUGAGUGAAAAUACUCUAAUGAUUGAGUUACUAUAUAAAUAUGAUUAGAUAAAGUUGAAUGGAUUCUUAUCUCUACCAUAUCUGUUAUCUCAUAGUUUUGAUUCAGUAACUCAAUAUCAGUAACUUGCAGUGACACUAAGUAUAAUCUGUAUUUUUCAUGUAUUUUUCUUCUUUUCUUGGUGGAAAUAGGUUUCCAUAGAUUCCAGUUCCUUCCUGCUCGUGCACCCUUGGUGACUGUUUAAAGCCAUUCUCCUGCAAAGACUGGAUCUGUAACCUCCUACAGAACCCACUAAUCCUGAAGCUGUGUCUGCUCCCCAUCUGUCCUUUCAGUUCUGUACAAAAGCCACAGCCGGAGAACCUACAGUAGACUGCCCUGCUUAAGACCUCUGUCAAAUUCUAAACCUGUAAAUGAGCAAAUUGAUAUGCUAUGAUUGUGACUAUUUAGUGUUUAUUUGAGAGUUGCCUGGUUUUGGACUGCUGGGGAGUCUUGACGGUAACUAACGGGUUUAAAUGGAUUUAGUGAGGUCUGGUAACACCUCAGCAGGUGUUCGGUGUCUGCAGACAGAUCGCUGGGUUCAGACUUCACCUGGACUCUGGCAGGGAAAUCUGUGUCUCUGGGUUAAGUAUGGAGGAUUAACGCUAUCCGGUGCCAAGGCAACUGAUGCUACUUCUUUGCCAUUUUAAAAAACUGUGCAUCCUAAACUGGGAAUGUUAUUUUUCUCAUUCCAGUCAUGUUGAGAUCUAUAUAUAUAUAUAAAUAUAUUUUGUACAUAAGUGUAGUUUCUAUUUGACUGGCCUUUUGUCAUUGUAUUCCAAGCACACUGUUGUCUUAAAUGUGUAAACUCCCUCAUCUUCUGAUUGCAGCGAUUGCGAUCAAUAGAUGAUUAUGGCUGCCCUGCUUAUUGGUGCGAUUCGUUGCACAUACCUGGCCAAUAACAUCAAAUGCAUGCCACAGGUGAAAAGUUGUAUUGUUUAUUAUUAUUAAUAUAUAAACAUUCAAAAGCCAGCUCUCGAUUGACCUUUCAACAUACUGUGACUCUUGUCUAUUUACUGCAAUUAAAACUGUACAAUAUG